UCACGAGUGAAGAGGAUGCCACUACUCGAGGCAUUUUACUUUGGAUUUUGAAUAUAAAAUAUAAUAUAUAAUAAGUUACUGAAACGCUCUGAAAAUGCAGACCGUGAGAAAACGUCGCAGUCCUCCAUCCUCAGCACAGAUGAGUUCUCCGUCUGCUCUGAAGGAUCACUCACCACCGAGGAGAAAGCACUUCCACCUGGACCUGUGGAUGGGCCUGACCCUGCAGAACUGGAUUCUGGACUUUGGAAGGCCUAUAGUCAUGAUCAUCCUUCCACUGGAGUGGUUCCCACUGAACAAGCCCAGUGCGGGGGACUAUUUUCACAUGGCCUACAAUGUUCUGACUCCCUUCAUUAUGCUCAAGCUGAUAGAGCGCAGCCCGCAGACUGUGCCGCGCUCUGCAGUCUACCUCUGCAUUAUCACCUUCGUCAUGGGCGCCAGCAUCCACCUAGUGGGAGACUCCAUCAACCACCGCCUCCUGCUGAGCGGAUACCAGCUCCACCUAUCAGUGAGAGACAACCCCAUCAUCAAGGACCUCAAGCCUGCCUCUCUGAUCGAUUCCUUUGAGCUGCUCUACUAUUACGACGAGCAGCUUGGACACCUCAUGUGGUAUAUUCCGUUCUUCAUCAUCCUGCUCAUCUACUUCUGUGGAUGCUUUAGCCAGGCCAAAGAGCAGACGCUCCCAGUGUCCGGGUGGCUGCUGCUGGGGCCCAGUGCCCUCUACUACUGGUACUUGGUGACGGAGGGUCAGAUCACGGAGCUCUUCCUCGUCACCCUUGGGUGCAUGGGCGCUGUGUGGGUGCUGCAGACGCGCCGCGGCCUGGCUCUGGACAGUAACGGCCGGUUCCUGCUGCUCAGCUUCGGCCUGGCGCUGCUCCUGGUGGGACUGUGGGUGGGCUUCCUCUGGGACGACCCCACCCUCCGCGCCAAGUACCCGGGUCUGGUGUAUGUGCCCGAGCCCUGGUCCUACUACACCCUGCACAUCAAGAACACACACUGACAGCAGGGGGCGCUAGAGGAAAGCCGGUGGUAACGGGUGAUAGGGUACUGAACGAUGCACUGUGCAGGUUUGUGGAGUGGGGCUGCGUGAUAUGACCGUGAAAAUGUAAUAGGCUGUGUUCACAAUCAGCUGAUGCUUGGACCUGGACGUGACAUCACAUCAUUUUUAUCUAAAGCAGAUCUACCAUAUUUUCUGAACUAUUGGGCGCACCUGAAUAUAUGCCGGAACAACUAAAUUUGAACAAAAUUUUAAAAAAUUGUACAUAUAUAGACCGCACCUGAAUACAAGUCCACGUCUUUAAGAACGUUUUCAAGUUCAGGCCGUCUGCUUUUAUCGUCUCUGAAAACUUUUGUUGUCUUUUUGCUUUGAGUCAGUUCGUCACACUGCCGUUGCCAAAGUCUCACCAUCAACUCACUGAUGCUGAGCUCACAUGUAGCAGCUCUGUUUCCUUCUUCCACAGUCACAGCAAUCGCCGUUAACUUAAAAGCUGCAUCAUCUGCAUUUCUUAGUGUGUUUUCCAUGAGGAGGGUGUGUGUAUGAAGCGCAAAAUAACAGUUCAAAACACAAACAAACGAGCAUCUUCCUCAGCGCAUCACCCCGUCUCUCCCUGCGCAUGUCUCCUGCAGAAAGAGUCUCUGUUCUGUUUGUAUCAUGUCAGUGUCUUGGAGGAUUUCAGCAGAUUUCAGACUCUCUCUGGGACGGGGUUAGUUCUGUCAAUCAGGUCUGAGUGGUUGUGCGGCUACUGAAGUUUGAGACGUUUCUUCUCGUCAUUUACACAUAUGGGUAAGACGUAUCCCCCUCACUAAUGUUCACUUAGCAUUGUAACUUAAUUUAUCAAACGGCGAUAAACUAUUUGAGUGUGCUGACAAUAUCACGAGAUAGUGUAACAACUUCAUGUUAAAGGGACAGUUCAGAAUUUUGGACAUAGGGUCCCAUUUCCUAGUGAGCCAGAGUG
Boleophthalmus pectinirostris (great blue-spotted mudskipper) is the source of this 1952-nucleotide messenger RNA. RefSeq names its product CLN6 transmembrane ER protein a (gene cln6a). The transcript is spliced from 7 exons. NCBI's taxonomy places the organism in Eukaryota, Metazoa, Chordata, Actinopteri, Gobiiformes, Gobiidae. The coding region runs from base 95 to 997 and encodes 300 amino acids. The record is from RefSeq and is a predicted model, not a curated record.